CAGGAGAUAUCAGGACAAUAUGUACCAUGAUAAUUAUGGUCACGUGUUAAGCAAACUAUAUAUAUCCGAUCAUAAUUAUAACUGAUCUUUGGACAAGGAAGUUUGUAAGUAACAACAGAAUGGCAAUGUCGGUGGCGGUGACAGACGCUUUUAAUGAUCUGCUAACUUGUACAAUCUGUUUGGAGACAUUCAAAGAACCUAAGUAUCUGCCGUGUCUGCAUACGUUUUGUAAGUCGUGUAUUAAUACAUAUAUUGUAUCAACCGUGAAAGGGAAUAAUCCUAAUGGAUUCAAUUGUCCCGUAAUUCGUCGAUCUAUGCCAGUGAAUGAAAAUGAUGAGAAGCCUGACACUUGGAUAGUUCCCAUCAACGAUAUUAAGGCAGACACUGCCGUUUCCGGUCUAUUUGCGCAUGUCACUUGUAAAGAACAUCCCGACAAGACGAUAGAGGUGUACUGUCAGGAUCAUUCCAAACCUUGUUGUACAGUUUGCGCAACUGUCCACCACAGAAAAUGUGAACAAGUUGUCACUAUCGAUAAAGCGGUGAUUGGGAUAAAAGAAUCCGAUAAAGCAACAAACUUGAUGACAAAGUUAACAGAAACAAGUGACACAUUAGAAUAUGUUCUACAGAACCGAAAUACCAAUAAAGAAAACUUUAAAAAUGGCAUAGAAACCGUUCUAGAAGAAAUCCCGAAAUUGCGAGAAAAAGUUUGUAAUCAUUUAAAUGAACUGGAGAAAAAACUUCGGGACGAGGCCAACAGUAGCAGGAAAGAAAAGAUAAAUAAGCUUGAUGACGAAACAACAGAUUUGUCCAGCCUAAAAAAUACAGUUGAUAACUGGAAGAAUAUAUUCGAAGCUUGUAUAUCUCAAGGAUCAGAAAUACAAUGCCUGGUCAAGAUGGACGAGAUUCUAAACAAUCUUCCUCAAACUGAAAAUGACAUUUAUCAACUUCUUCGUGAAAUAAGGAUUAUAUCCGUAAAGUUUGAACAUAAAGAUAUCAUUUCAGAAAUUCAUUCUCUCGGUAGUUUGAUUUUUGAUGAGCACCUGCCUUCUAUUCCCGGAGUGAAGAUAGCAAAUUACCAUACUGGGAAAAUCAAAAUAGUGUUCACAAUUGAUGUUACAACAGCUGCUGUUAGUGGGAUAUUCUUUAAUAAUGAUAUCAUUUUGACCCACUAUAGUCAAUAUAAGAUCGUGUACUACGACAACAAAGGACAAGAACAAGAACAGUUAAAUAUUCCUAACCUUGUAACAGAUAUAGCGAAAGUGAAUGAUCAAACAGUCGCUGUGUCUUCAAAUGAACAGAAGAUUUUGGUUAUUAACGUUAAACCGCUGACUAUACUAAAGACAUUAAAUAUCAGCAAUCCUGUUUGGGGUAUUUCGUUCUGUGAAAACGAAUUUAUUACUGCUAAUGGCAAAAAAAUAUCUUGGUUAAACACUGAAAAUGGUACAGUAGUUAGAAGUCAACCAACAACAGCAGACAUAAGACAUGUUUAUUGCUACAAGAAAAAUGAGUUCAUCUACUGGGAUAGUGGAAAUUCUAUUAAAAGAGAGAGCAAUGAUGGAAAAAGCUUUACGUACAACCACAGUCUGUUACAACGCCCCUUCUCCCAAGACGUCGAUAGCGACGGAAACAUUUAUACAACCGGAUAUGAUUCCAACAACAUUCAUCAGUUGACAUCUACUGGAAAACUCAUACGAAUCAUUCCUAUAUCAGAUAUAGGCAAUACCAUCACAGCUGCACCAUGGGUAAUACGGUUCCAGUCAAACAGUAACAGAUUUAUACUAACCUUUAAUGGUGGUGCUAGUAAAGUCCUUGUGUGUGAAAUUGAUUAAAUUCACUUAGAAUAACAAUUAUUAAAAGCUGACAUGCGAUGGGGACAGUGUUUACCUGCAAGGAGUAUGAGACCAUUUCUUGCAGAUAUCGAAAAAUGGCAUAACAGAUAUAGUUAGUACUUAACUUUCCCGAACAUUGAUGACGUUUGUUUUGUGAUGACAAUAUUUGACAUUUCGUUAUAUUUAAUAAAAUUGAGAAUGGAAA
Molecule: messenger RNA, 2034 nt
Organism: Mytilus californianus (California mussel)
Lineage: Eukaryota; Metazoa; Mollusca; Bivalvia; Mytilida; Mytilidae
Product: tripartite motif-containing protein 59-like
Exons: 2
Coding region: 120-1829 (569 amino acids)
Biological process (GO): positive regulation of DNA-templated transcription
Cellular component (GO): chromatin; nucleoplasm
Molecular function (GO): ubiquitin-protein transferase activity; zinc ion binding
Source: RefSeq, a predicted model, not a curated record